AUGCAACAGCAGUCUUUUCUCACGAACGCUGCGGUGUUAUUCGUGAUGUGGUGGCGUUGUGAAGCCAACCGCUAUUGCAUGCCCUACCACCCAGAUUCGUGCCAAAGUGCCAAAAUUUGGCGGCAAGCGAUGGCAGUCGUGUUCACGAACGCCGAUCUACAAAGAGUACGGCAUGCGUAGAGUGCACGGGAUUAUCAUUGCUAAGAGGAUGAUUAGUUACCACCUG
This is a messenger RNA of Tuber melanosporum (Perigord truffle), 226 nucleotides long. RefSeq lists its product as uncharacterized. NCBI's taxonomy places the organism in Eukaryota, Fungi, Ascomycota, Pezizomycetes, Pezizales, Tuberaceae. The record is from RefSeq and is a predicted model, not a curated record. The transcript has a single exon. Bases 1 to 180 code for a protein of 59 amino acids.